UGUGGAGGAAAGGCGGUGAGAAGAGAUGGGGUGGAGUGAAGGGAGCAGAGCCAAGGAUGGAAAUCGGCUGCAGAAAUGAAGCCAAAUUCCUCCCUUGCCCUCCAUCUGCACUGGCUCCAGGGGCCCUUUGCUCUCAGUGGUGAUGCCUGACUGGCAGGGGCACAGAGGGGACUUUUCUCCUGCGGGGUUCAACAGCCCCUGAGACCUGUCUUGGCCAGUGCUAGAAGAAAGUGGCUGGAGAUUGAGCUGGGCAUUGGGCAAUGCAGUGUGCAAGCUGCCAAGGUGUCCCACAGCACACCAGUACCCCAAGAGAUGGAUAACCACAGCGUUUCCAUCUUGUGUGCUGAAUCCUAUCCAUGCCAGGCUGUGUGCUGGGAUCACAGGGCAGCAAAACACCAGCAGGUUGAACUCUCCAGCCUUGCUUGUCCUCUGCGGGGUUUGUUAUUGUAAGACUCCUGGCCCAAAUGAGGAGCAAAUGGGGACGGUAAUGAGGGCUGUUGCUCGUGCCAUGCCCCCUCCAGCUCCCCGGCUGCUGCAGAUGGACAGGGGCAGGGAGGGCCCCUGGUGAUAAAUUGUGCUCAGAGCCAAGCCGAUCCUGGCCAAUGUUUGGACACUGCUGGCAGAGCUACAGCAGGGACCAUUUGCUAUUUUCUUUCCUUGUCUCAAACUGAAACUCUCCCAGGAUCGGGGGAUGACCUGCCUGCAAGUGGCACCUCGUAUCAAGUGCCCAGUCAGGAGCAGCAGGAGGGGUGGGAUGCAUAGAGGUAUGACCCUUGCAUCCUCCUACUGAGAAUCUUUCCUCCACCUCCUGAUACUAUCUGCAUCCCAAAGAGCCUAGGGAGAGCCAGGCAGGCAGAGAUCACUGGCAAACAUUGCAGCAGCAAAUUACAGAAUCAUAGAAUUAUUUGGGCUAGAAAAUACCUUCAAAGACCAUCUAAUCCAACUGCCUUGCUGUGGGCAUGGACAUCACUUUAGCAGAUCAUACUGAACUGUUCUGCUGGGAGGGGACAGCCAGCUCUGGGUGGGUUGUGUCAACUCAGCAGAGUUUGCCACUGCUUUUGGUUGCCAGCUUCGUGCUGCAGCUGUGCCCAGCCCUGCAAGGCUAAAUCCCGGGGAGAAGCUGCCUUGCGUCUGUGUCCUGCUCACCUUGGGGCUGGUCCUGCAGCCAGCCUUGGGGAUACAACAGCCAUUAUACAAUAUACAUUAUAGACAGUACCUCUCUGCUGUAGGAAUAGAACCUGGGACCUCCCUGAGGGACCUAAGCAGGGACAUGUGUGCCUGAGCAGGACCGCUGCAAUCCCCUGGCACCUAUCUUCACCCUGUCCUCUCUUGAGCAUCCUUUCUAUCACCUUCUGGUUCAUCUGUGUUUGCUUCUGCUGCAGCCCAUCACACUGUCACCAUCAUGCCAUCCUCAUCCCCUGCCCAUCGUGAUGCCCAAGCACUCCUUAUCAUUUCCCCAAAUCCCCUCUCCCUUAUGCAAAUGGCUACUAAGAACACUUAAUCAUCCUUGUUAAUUGUCUUUGCCCUACCCUGUUUCCCCCCACACCCCCCCUGAGCCCUCCUGGGGACUUUCUCACAAAUGGUGUCUAACUUUUCCCUUCUGUGUUUUGCUUUUCCACAACACCCUGCUUCCAGUCCCCCCCAGCCCUCUGUUUACACAACUGGGACAAAUUUCACACCCUGGGGACUGCUACCCCUGAGCCCCCAGUCCAACACUCUCCUGCCACAAAGAAUUUGUGAGUCACUGGUGAGGGCAGAGCUAUAUAUAAAGCUAUCCUCACAAAGGACCUGCAGCCUUGGAAGGGACACCGUUGCCAGCAUGGAAGCUGCUGCCUGUUGCCUGCCUCUCCGCCAGCUCCUGUUGCCCACAGCUGGUGCCUGCCCAGCCCCAGGGCUGCAGCAGAGGGGAAGACCCAAGCCACUCUGGAGACCAUGGCUGCCCCAGGAGGAAUACACAACCAGGCGACAGAGGGAACAGAUGGACACUGCUCAGCCUCUCGAUGCUUCAGGAGACCACAGCAGCGACAAAGCGCUAGCACUGUUCCGCCACCCGGUCAGGCUCCUGUGGCCCAAAUCCAGGUGCUUUGACUAUCUGUACAGCGUGGGGGAGAAGCUGCUGGAGAACUUCCCGGUGCAGGCCACGCUCUGCCUCUACGAUGACUCAGACAGCGAGGGGGACGAGACCGAAGAUGACGAUGAGGAUGGGGAUGAGGGGAACGAAGGCGAGGCCGGAGGUGCUGUGCCCGCGGUAGGGGCAGGCCCCCCGCGGCCGGCCUGAGAGCAGCACACGUGGCACAGGGAUGGAGGAUAACCGAGGCGCAGGGCAGCGCGGGGCCCUCGUGCCGCGGGGCAGAGUGAGCCCGGUCCGGCCGCUCGAG
Messenger RNA from Meleagris gallopavo (turkey), 2378 nucleotides. RefSeq lists its product as uncharacterized. Lineage: Eukaryota; Metazoa; Chordata; Aves; Galliformes; Phasianidae. Gene Ontology annotation, biological process: embryonic pattern specification; negative regulation of transcription by RNA polymerase II. Gene Ontology annotation, cellular component: nucleus. The record is from RefSeq and is a predicted model, not a curated record.